Molecule: messenger RNA, 1941 nt
Organism: Orbilia oligospora ATCC 24927
Lineage: Eukaryota; Fungi; Ascomycota; Orbiliomycetes; Orbiliales; Orbiliaceae
Exons: 1
Coding region: 1-1941 (646 amino acids)
Source: RefSeq, a predicted model, not a curated record
AUGUCAGAAGCUUCUCAUGGCCAUCAGGCCAAUGAAGCUGCCACUCCCAUCCAGUCUCCUACUAGUGGGAAGCUAAAUAUUCACGAAGCUUCAGGUAUUGCCUCUAGAAGCGAAACUUCUUCGCCAGAGGCUUGCAAGGCUAAGGCCUCAACCUUUUCUGUCCUUUCACUUGAUCAACCUCGCCGUCGGGCCCUGUCGCCUAAUACUUUUGAUUCGAAUGCCAUUUCUUAUCCCCAAGUCUCCUCUGGAGCUUCUAAUCCUACCAUUCAACUCUCUCAUGACUCUCCUAAUCAUUCAGUCCGCAAAUUAUCUGCAACUUCAGUAGGGGAAGCGUCGGAACAAUCAUCUCCUCCCCAAAAAGAAAACCAAAAAUUUAGUCCGGAGCUGAAGAAACAGCUCGAGAGCUUAAUAGCUCCUGACUCGAGAACAACCCCACAGUCCUCAGCACCGUCCACUGUUUCGAAAAGCAGUAGACUUGGUGGUUGGUCAAUUGGUACAUCCUCGAUAGCCCUCAGACCCAGUGAACCGGUCCCAAGUAUCGUUACCACCCAACUUUGGGAGCCAGAGGGAACCCCGGAAGGAUCCUCAGAGAGCACCGAGUCUGAUAGAGUCCCAACACCGCUGUCAAUGUCUGGGUAUCAGUCAGAAUACAUUUCUUUCCCAUCAUUUGAGUCUUAUCCAAAAAAUCCACGCCCGGGUCUACGUUCCAGAUGCAGUGAUAAGUCCUGGCAUCUGCUCCAGAAGCUAAAGGGGAAAAUCGUGGAAAUGCACAACGCUGGUUUGCAUUCCAGUCGUUCAAGUAGCCGAAACUCGAUUUCUAGCCGAAAAUCGAGAUCGCCAGCAAGGCCACUUGCGGAGAAUCAACAACCGCGCACGCGAGCUGCAUCAGAAAGUGGUGGAAACCGAACACGCCUCGACCCUGGCCCAUCAUCUCGUUCAAAACUUAAGGCUGCCACUGUUAGCGGUGGAACUUUGAGGACCUCCGCCUCGAACUUGAAAAGAGUUUCAAUCGCAGAACCAAAUCCUACUCCAAUACCCAUUAAUAAUCUACAACGUCGAUCUUCUACUCGUAGAGCCACUAUUAUCGCUGUAACUCCGGAGAGAGGUCAACACACACCAAAUCGAUUAAAUCAGGCUUCGGGACAGACUUCAGAGGGGCAGAAGGAGCCCACAGGACUUUCUGGCCUUACACGUCCCAUUGAAUUUGCAUCUAAUAUCUUCCAAAGUCUGAUUACAGUUGCUUCCGGCGGUUCACCAAAAUCAACCCCGGUUUCCCCAGACCGGGGAGGCGCAUCCGGGACUAACGUCUCUAAGCUUCAAGACAAAGGGAAAUCCCCCCAGCUCACCAACCAAGAUUCUAGCGAAGAUGAAAUGACUUUUAUGGAGUACAUUAAGAAGUUUUCAGAUUCGUCCCCUACGGGAACUCCGAAGUAUCCCCCGUUUUCGGCGCCCAGUUGCGACAUCUUGGCUGCAGAGGUCCAGCCUGAGUUCUCAAAUACAGUUAAGCAAGCUGCUCCUCGAACUGUCACAUUCAAAGAUCCAAUCUAUGACAAUAUAAGACGUGGAGCCGCUCCUAUGUCCCCAAUUCAAGAGGCUGAGAGCAGCGAAGAAAUCCCACCGGAGAUCGCCCUCGAUCCCGGUACUGGCAAAACCCUCAUCAAGUACACGGCGGACGACUAUGAUGCUAUCACCAAUUACUUCUACAAUGUCCAAAUACGCGUUUUGAAACAGAAAUGGCCAUUUCUGUAUGGUAACGAAAUCAAAUAUCUCAUUGACAAUAAGUGGCUUGAGAUGGAAUGGGAGGAUUUGGAGGAUUGGGCACAGGAGAGUGCUCGCCAUGUUGAUGACGAAUAUUAUGUUGAAACUGAUCUCUUCGAAGAUUUGACUCUUGUCGACCCUCGUGGCCCUGGCGCUCCCCGACAAAGGUCAAACUUAUCUUAG